This is a messenger RNA of Cornus florida, 7891 nucleotides long. Its product is annotated as putative disease resistance protein At3g14460. The record is from RefSeq and is a predicted model, not a curated record. Gene Ontology annotation, molecular function: ADP binding. The coding region runs from base 639 to 4616 and encodes 1325 amino acids. The transcript is spliced from 8 exons. Gene Ontology annotation, biological process: defense response to other organism. NCBI's taxonomy places the organism in Eukaryota, Viridiplantae, Streptophyta, Magnoliopsida, Cornales, Cornaceae.
UAAUUUUGCAUCUUGGUCAACUCAUUUUUUGCUUCUCUGGUUUGCUUUAUUUACAUUAAGCAGGGUGAUUAUAUCAUUUGGGUUCAUAUUUGUCUUGUAGGACUCAAAAAAAAUCAAGUUGUUUUAGCAAGCAAAUUUGUGUGUUUUUUUGUUGGAAAUGCGAAAAUGCUAUAGAAAUACUUUGCAAAUUGGAGCUGAAUUAUUUCGUAUAGCAUAGAAGUAGUAUUUGAUUUAGUUUGCCUCAAUGAAUGGCUGGUUGAUAAUUUAGAAGGAAAGAAAAAAAAAAAUAAGCUCUAAUUUGAGAAAUUAGAAAGUUCUUGGUAGUUUAAUAUACAAGAGUGUCGGUGCAUAUUUCCUUGUCCUCGGCAUAUGCGUGUUUUUGUCAUUAGUGAUAUAAUAUAAUUGGUUGACGGACACAGAAGUAUUAAAGGAGAAGGGAAGUUUUUCUCGUUGUGUUGGGGCCAUUGACUGACUGCAUCAUUGGUGUGUGUGUUUGUGGACAUUGUUGUAAUCAAAGUAGCUCUACUUUGCCCAAUUUUCUUACUUUUAUCCUCUUAUCGCUGUUCACUGCUAAGUCUCUCUCUCUCUGAUCUCUCUGCUGCUCCUCUCUCUCUCUUUCCAAAAAAAAAAAAAAACACAUGGCUGAAGCAUUGGUGGGUGGAGCAUUUCUCUCGGCUUCUCUUCAGGUGAUGUUUGAUCGGUUGGCUACUCGCGAGUUCAUCAACUUCUUUUCCAAACAAAAAAUGGAUGAUGGACUAUUGGCCAAGCUGAAGAUAACGUUGCUGGCCCUUCAAGCAGUUCUGGAUGAUGCGGAGGACAAGCAGAUUACCAACCAACAUGUGAAAGCUUGGCUUGACGAGCUCCAACAUCUUGUUUACCAAGCUGACGACUUGCUGGACGAGAUCGCUACCAAGGCCUUGAGGAACAAGUUGAAAGCUGAUCAUGAUCAGCCCCAAACCCAAAACAACAGAAUCAAGGUUGGUUUGACUCGAUUUUUCUAUAUAAUAAAGCAAUUUCUUUUACAAAUCAAUUGUUUCGUCUCGACUCCUGCUUAUUUGUCUGAUGAAGCGAUUGAGUCGAGAAUGAAGGAGGUCAUUAGUAAGUUGGAGUUAUUUGUUGUUCAAAAAAGUGCUCUUAAUUUGAGAGAGAAUAUUGGAAGGAAACAUUCACAAAGACAACAAACAACUUCUCUGAUAGAUGAAUCUGAUGUCUAUGGUAGAGAUUACGACAAAGAGAAGAUAAUUGAAUUGUUAUUGUCUGACAAUACAAUUAGGAAUCAGAUUCAUGUGAUCCCCAUUGUAGGAAUGGGUGGGGUGGGAAAGACCACCAUUGCUCAAUUUGUAUACAAUGAUCCUAGAGUGGAUCAGAAUUUUGAUAUGAAAGCAUGGGUCUGUGUUUCUGAUGAGUUUGAUGUUUCUUUGACAACAAAGAGAAUUGUUAAGGCUGUUUCGACAUCCGCUGACGUCGACAACGACCUUAAUCAGCUUCAGAUGAUGUUGAAACAGAAUCUCGCUGGGAAGAAAUUUCUACUUGUUCUAGAUGAUGUUUGGAUCGAAAAUGCCUUAGACUGGGAAAACUUAAACAAACCUUUCAAAGCUGGAGCACAAGAAAGCAGGAUUAUCAUAACAACGCGCAGUAACAAUGUUGCUCGUGUCAUGGGUACUAUUCAUAGCCAUCACUUGGACCAAUUACCAUUUGAAGAUUGUUGGUCAUUAUUUGCAAAGCUCGCAUUUGUGAAUGAAGAUUAUAUGGCUCAUCCGGAGCUAGUUAGGAUUGGCAGAGAAAUUGUCAAGAAGUGUAGAGGCCUGCCUUUAGCAAUAAAAUCAAUCGGAGGUAUCUUGCGAUCUAAACUGGAUAUUGAUGAAUGGGAGUAUUUACUAAAGAGUGAGAUAUGGGGUUUGAAGGAGAGCAACAUUCUUCCAGCUCUAAGAUUGAGUUAUCAUUAUCUUCCUUCGCAUUUAAAGCGAUGCUUUGCAUAUUGUUCGAUAUUUCCAAAAGAUUACAACUUUGAUAAAGAAAAGUUAAUCCGGAUAUGGAUAGCCGUAGAUCUUGUGCAGCAACCUAAAAAUAAUAUGCUAUUGGAAGAUGCAGGUAAAGACUACUUCCGUGAACUAUUGUCAAGGUCUUUCUUUCAGAAAUUAAGUCAUGACACCAAUUCUGAUUUUGUAAUGCAUGACCUAAUCCAUGAUUUAGCACAACAGAUAUCUGGAGAGUUUUGUUUUAUGCUGGAAGAUGACAAGCCCCUUAAUCAAAUUUCUGAAAAAGUCUGUCAUUUCUCUUAUGUUCAAGGCAGAUACGAUGCAUUUGAGAAAUUAAAGGUUGUUAAUGAAGUUAAGUAUUUACGGACCUUCAUAUCACUUUUAAACAACAAAUGGUUCGUGAAUCCUUUCCUAGGUAAAAAGGUACUAAAUGAUAUGUUGCCAAGCCUGAGAUCCUUAAGGGUGCUAUCUUUGUCUGAAUAUUGGAUUUCUGAAUUGCCUCAGUCCAUCGGAAAUUUGAUACAUUUACGCUAUUUGGAUCUCUCUUGGACCGCACUGAUACAGUUACCUGAUUUAGUAACAACCAUGUGCAAUUUACAGACAUUAGAUUUGUCAUACUGUCGACAUCUCACUGAGUUGCCUGUGAAUAUGGGAAAACUAAUAAACUUGCGCUAUCUUGAUAUUAGAGAAACUAGAUUGACAGAAAUGCCGAGACAAAUGAGCAGACUAAAAGAUCUCCAACAUUUAACAUAUUUUGUAGUUGGCAAGGAUGGUGGAUCAAGGAUCAGUGAGUUGAAGGAACUCUGUCAACUUAGGGGGAAACUCCGCAUUUCGGGGUUGGAAAAUGUAAUUAGUGGUCCGAAUGCAUCAGAGGCCAAUCUAAAGGGAAAGGAGCACAUUGACAUGUUAGAGCUUGAAUGGGGUGGUCAUACUAAUGAUUCACAGAAAGAAAGAGAAGUACUUGACCAGUUACAACCUCAUGCAAGGGUGAAGGAUCUCAGCAUCAUUAAUUAUUGGGGCAGAAGCUUUCCGGAAUGGUUAGAGAGAGUUCAUUCGUUUCGUAACAUGGUGUCCUUAAAACUUAUAAGGUGUGCAAAUUGCUAUUUCUUGCCGUCAAUUGGGCAAUUGCCCUCUUUAAAACAUCUAAGAAUUAAAGCGAUGACAGAAAUAACGCAAGUUGGUCUCGAGUUCUAUGGAGACGCUUCUUCUUCGAUGAAACCAUUUCAAUCUCUGGAGACACUAUGCUUUGAUGUAAUGCCAAAGUGGGAGGAAUGGCAUGCAUUAGGGGCUGGAGAGUUCUCUUGCCUUUUAGAGCUUUCUUUGGUGUGUUGUCCCAAGCUAACCGGUGAAUUACCCAACCACCUCCCUUGUUUAAGGAAACUUACAAUUUCUGGAUGCGAACAACUAUUGCCUAAUCAAGUUGCGCUGUUGCUGCAAGGUCUGCCUUCUCUUCAGAAUUUGAAGAUUUCUGGGAUGCCAAACUUGAAGGAAUUGCCUCCGGAAUUGUGCAGAUUAUUAAAUCUUGAAAGCUUGGAGAUAGAAAGAUGCCGGUACCUUGAGACAGCUAUAGAGAUGGGGUUGCCAUCUACGCUCAAGGCUUUGAAGAUUGAAGGAUGUGAAGCUCUAAAGUCCCUAACAGUAGCAACAUCAUCAUCAGAGGGAAUGAAUAUAAAUACGAAUACAAAGCGCAUCAACAACUUUUGCCUUGAAGAGUUGCGUAUAUCUGAUUGUUCAUCUCUUCUUCAGUUGUCUUUCCCCUUUGGUGGUCUACUUCCUCCUGCAUUGAAAACACUUGACGUCUGCAACUGCAAUAGUUUAGGGUUUCCCUUCCUGUCGGAGGAUCUUAAUUACCACACAUGUUCCAUUGAAUUUCUGAAUAUAAGCGGAUGUGAUCUUCUGAAAUCACUGUCAUUGAGCUUCUUCCCAAAGCUUCGUUCUCUGAAGAUCAGGGAGUGUAAAAAUAUAGAAACGAUUUCAAUUCCAGACGACAAGCUUCAAAAUCUGAUGGAGCUUCAAAUACAUAGUUGCCCUAAAAUGGUAUCCUUUGCCGGUGGAGGUGGAGGAUUGCCCGCUCCCAAUCUGACCUUGUUUCGCGUUUCUGAUUGUGAGAAUCUGAAGUCGCUGCCUCAACGAAUGCACACCCUCCUCCCAUCUCUUGAAGAUUUGUAUAUAGAUGACUGUCCAGAAGUUGAAUCAUUUCCAAACGGAGGCUUGCCAUCCAACUUAACUAGACUUUCUAUCAAAAAUUGCGAGAAACUGGUGAAGGGCCGGAUAGGGUGGGGUUUGCAAACACUCCCAUCUUUUCGAUUAUUCAGGAUCCAUGGUGAAUAUGAAGAAGAAGUGUUGGAGACAUUUCCGGAGGAGUGGCUAUUGCCCACCACUCUUACCAAUCUUUACAUCCGGUACCUUCCAAAUCUGAAAUCACUAAACCACAAGGGCCUUCAACACCUCACCUCUCUUAGAAAUCUGGAAAUCUAUGAUUGCCCUAAGCUCCAGUCCUUGCCAGAAGAGGGGCUGCCCAACUCCCUCAUUCGCCUGAGUAUAGACUACUGUCCAUUACUGAAACCACGUUGGUCCAAGAUUUCCCAAAUCCCCCACGUAGUGCUCAAUGACAAAUACUACUUAAACUUAAAGUGACAUUCAUUCAUGCUCGCAUGGAUUCCUCUGCUUUCUAUUCGUGCAGGAAAACAACCCCUCAAUUUCCUUCCACUCAGAUUUUCAAUGGAUUCUCCAAAGAACUUCUAAACCUCCAUUUUUCUCGAAACUGAUGAAAAGAGUGGAGAUACCACCUUAAUUAAUGCAAAAAAAAUUGAUUUCUUUACAGGUUCCCCCCAUAUGCUCGUAUGGUAAAUUGUUUUCUUUUUCUUAUCACCAAAAAAAAAAAAAGCAGAAUUGUUUAAUUAAUUAUAAUCAUAAGUGUCCCAUUUCUCCCCCUUCAUAUUUCAUUUUCUGACAGUUUUUCAUUACAACAAAACAUGACAAAAAUAAUGAAAUGCCUUAUUAACUUCUUUUUCUUUUCAGAUUUUCAAUGGAUUCUCCAAAGAACUUCUAAACCUCCAUUUUUCUUGAAACUUGCAUUUGAUAUUCAGGUGAUGGUUCUGUUUGGUUAGAAUUCUGUUCCUGUUGUCUUGCCUAUUAGAGUUUUCUUUGGUGAAUUGUCCCAAGCUGACUGCUGAAUUACCCAACAACCUCCCUUGUUUAAAGAAACUUACAAUUUCUGGAUGCCAACAACAACUACUAUUGUCUAAUCAAGUUGGGGUGUUGCUGCAGAGCCUGUCUUCUCUUCGGGAGUUAGAGAUUUCAUGGAUGCCAAACUUGAAGAAAUUUCCUUUGGAAUUAAUCAGAUUAUUAAAUCUUGAAAGCUUGGAGAUAAGGGAAUGCCGGUGCCUUGAGUCAGCUCUAGAGAUAUGGUUCCUGUCGAAGCUCAAGACUCUGAAGAUCGAAGGAUGUGAAGCUUUAAUGUUUCCCCUCCUAACAGAGGGUUAAUUACCGCUUUCCAUGUUCUAUUGAAACUUUGUACUUGAAGAGUUGUGAUCUUCUCAAAUCGCUGUCAUUAGGUUCCUUCCCAAAGAUUUGUUCUCUAGAGAUCGAGAGGCGUAUAAAUUUUGAAACGUUUUCAAUUCCAGGCGACAUGGAGCUUCAAAAUAUGACGGAUUUGAACAUCAGUGGUUGCAAGAAUCUAGUAUCAUUGCCCCAACUAACGCACACCCUCCUUCCAUCUCUUGAAAAAUUGAUGAUAAGGAACUGUCCAGAAGUUGAAUCAUUGUCAGAUGGAGGUUGCCAUCAAACUUAAGUACACUUUGGAUCUAUAAUUGCGAGAAACUGAUGAAGGGUCAGAAGAGGUGGGGUUUGCAAUCACUCCCAUCUCGUGUACGUCACCAUCGGUGGUAACUAUGAAGAAGAAGUGUUGGAGUCAUUUCCAGAGGAGGGGAUAUAAAAAGUCCUUUCUUUUUUCCAUUCAUAUAUAUAUUUUUUCCUCACAGUUUUCCUUUACAACCAAACAAGACAAAAAUGAUGAAAUACCUUAUUAACUUCUUUAUCUUUUCCUUUUCAUUUCAGAUUUUCAAUCGAUUCCUCAAAGAACUGCUAAACCUCCAAUUUUCUUGAAACUUGCACUGUUACCAGAGGGAAAUUUUGAUAUUCAGGUUCAGUGGAGAUCAAUGCUGUUUCUAAUAGCUCAGUGCCUAGAUUGUGGAUAUUUAACAAUGAAUGCAUGAAAAUCAGCAGUGGAGAAGAAACUUUUAAUAGUUCAUGUAAUAAAACCACAUAAGAUACAAAGAAUUGGUGCUGGCAUCGUCCCUGCAGUUUUGGAAGUCAACAUUCUUGAUGGAGUUGUUCAAGUAAGACUCAAAAUCUUGUUUUUGGGACUUUAGUUUGAAUUGACCUAGAAAGAUUGAUGACCUUGUCCAGAUGAAAUCUCAACUCUCUCGACAUUGAUGGCUGCAGAGAAACUUCAAUUCUCGGUCAGUUAAAGACCCUUGGAUCUCUUUUUGAUCCUCGUCACGAUUGAAGGCAAAUAAAAUGGAAAAAAAAAGAAAGCAGAAGUAGAAUAAAACAAUCCAUAGAUUUCAAUGGAUUCUCCAAAGAAGUGCUAAACCUAUGAUUUUCUUGAAACUUGCACUGUAACCAGAGGGAAACAUCGAACUCGGGUAAAUCAUAUUUUCAAUCAAAUAACUUAUCAGAAGACAGCCAGAUUCAUGAACUUCUCUCUGUUUCUCUUACAUGAGCCACUCAUGCACACAUAGUAAAUCUAGUUUGCAUGGGUUAUAACUUUUAAUUUAUUUGAUACAAUUCUCAACAAUGUUAUUUGCCGGGGAAAAAAAAUUCUCAGCGCACAAUGUAUAUAUAAUUAUUAUCUCAGUACUUUUACGUAUUAUUAUCUUUUUAUUUUCUAGUUUUUAAAUUUUUUGUGGAUACUUACACUGGAUAUAUGGACACGAGGGGACUAUGAUGUUGGAAAAUUGAUGCAGACUCACAAAAUAGGUGUGUUCCUAUUCAGCUUGGGCUAAGGCAUUGGAGAGACUUUACUGGUCUUUGUAUAGUCAUCAUAUUCUUAGUAAGGAUAUUUGAUCACAAACAUAGCAAUUCCAUAAUAAUAAAGAGUCACUGUAACAUUUUUUGAGACAUACUUCAUUGUCCUUGUGAAAUUGAUUCCGAGGUUUAUGAACUUCUCCCUCAGUUUCGCUUACAUUUAGCCACUCAGGUACAUGUUUAAAUUCUAGUUUGCAUGAUUUAUUAAUUACUUCUAUUUAUUUGAUUGCAGGACCACAUGUUUGGAAAUCUUGGUAUAUUCUGGUAGCACAAUGGUUGUUUAUGUUACUUUCCGAUCUACGUAUUGUAGGUUACUCCAUUAGCUUUGGGUUUUAUUCAGUCAGCAUAACACUACAGCGUGCCGGGAAGGGAACUGGAGCAUGAUUCGUGUGCCUUUUGAGCUCAUAUGAACGUAGGCAAGGUCUGAAGUUGGCCGUUUAAUUCUGCAACGAGAAACGAUGCGUCAAAGCCAUUGCAACAUGGUCACAGAGGAAUCUAGAAGUGUUGGGUUAAAUGCUUUUGCACAUGACAUAUUGAUGUGAGUCGAUGCUGGUGUUGGAAUGCAGAAUCAUAAAACACAGCCUCCUCUAUGGGAUUGCGCCAAGGCAAUGGAGGAAGACGAUGCUUCAUCAUUUUCACCGAGUCCAGUUUUGACCACUUCUGCACUUGGCGCCCGUUUUUGGGUAUUCACAAAGUCUAAUUUCCAACUGUUAGAAUUUCAUAGAGAGUUCACAAGUUCGUUUGAAUUUUUAUCAUCAAAUUGAUGUGUAUAUUUUAGCUAUAGCCAAAGAUGACCGAGAGACAAGUAUUGUAUUAAGAACCAGCUUUUCUGUAAAUGUUUGCUUUUUAUCAGUAAAUUAGGGAUGUUCCUUUAUGAAUAA